AUGGCCGAUGUCGCUGCCUUGGAGGCAGAGGUGAAGGAAUUUAAGCUUCAGCUUGAAACCGUUGUAUCGAGUUUGCAGGUAGACCCCGACAACACGGAACUCCAGGCUCUCCAAACUGAACUCGAAGAACUCAUACUCCUCACGGAAACUUCCAUCGCCGAACUCAAGCCGACCAACCCUGCUCCUCCCAAGGACACUCGACACAAAGAUAAUGCCGCCCGGAAACCCAUUGCGACAGAGGAAGCCCCUCCUGCUCCCAUGAAUUUCUCAGUCAACGACAACGUCCUGGCCCGUUGGGUCUCUGGCGACAACUCGUUCUACCCGGCCAAAAUCACCUCUAUCACCGGAUCCUCGGCCAACCCGGUCUACCUGGUUUCAUUCAAGUCAUAUGCAAACGUGGAAAACUUGACAGCCAAGGACAUCCGACCCAUCUCUGGCACUGACUCUCGCAAGCGCAAGGCUGAUGGAACCUCAAGCAGUUCGGCAUCUUCGCCCGCCCCACCCCCCGGUGUGAUUUCCGCUGCAGCAGAUAUCAAUCCUACGCUGGCGACCCGGGCUCGUAACGACCAGGCCAAAGGCGAUGGUUCGGCUCGUCCCGCCAAGGCACCCCGCAAGGUCAAGGCUAAUCGUGAGCUUGAGGAGGGCAAGAACAAGUGGAAAGAUUUUGCUGCCAAGACCAAGGGCAGGGGCAAGUUUGGCAAGAAAGACAGCAUGUUCCGCACUGGUGAUGGUGUCAACGCACGAGUCGGGUUCACAGGUUCUGGUCAGCAGAUGCGCAAAGAUCCCACCCGAACCCGCCACACCUAUCAACAGGCCGAGGAUGAGGGCUACUAA
Messenger RNA from Penicillium arizonense, 834 nucleotides. RefSeq names its product tudor domain-containing protein. NCBI's taxonomy places the organism in Eukaryota, Fungi, Ascomycota, Eurotiomycetes, Eurotiales, Aspergillaceae. The record is from RefSeq and is a predicted model, not a curated record. Gene Ontology annotation, molecular function: DNA-binding transcription factor activity. The transcript has 3 exons. The coding region runs from base 1 to 834 and encodes 277 amino acids. Gene Ontology annotation, biological process: negative regulation of DNA-templated transcription.